Messenger RNA from Labrus bergylta (ballan wrasse), 2824 nucleotides. RefSeq names its product beta-1,4-N-acetyl-galactosaminyl transferase 1a (gene b4galnt1a). NCBI's taxonomy places the organism in Eukaryota, Metazoa, Chordata, Actinopteri, Labriformes, Labridae. Gene Ontology annotation, biological process: ganglioside biosynthetic process. Gene Ontology annotation, cellular component: Golgi membrane. Gene Ontology annotation, molecular function: acetylgalactosaminyltransferase activity. The record is from RefSeq and is a predicted model, not a curated record.
GGUUAAAUCACACGUUGCAUGAGUGUGCAAACAGGAACAGGUCCCAUUAGUCCCAGACUCCCAGUACACUUGCUGGUUUCAGUAAAUCAUGCCAUAUUAGACCCCCAAUAUGAAUAGCUACUAUAUGGCUGUUAUGCAAACUUCAGAAGUAGGCUACAUGUUUUGCCUAAAAUGGGUUUUUUUUACGUUGCUGUGUUCUUCUCUGUUGUUUACUUUGAAUCCGGAAAUUUAUUUUGAAACAACGCUGUUGCUCAUAAUAAACGCAACUUGACGGACAAACAGGAGUCAACGACACACCAAUGACACUCAGCAGACAGCAGCAGUGAGGGAGAAACAAGUGAUCUCGAUGGGCGGAGAGAAAAGGACAUGACGGGAGUUUAGGUCCAGUUGAGAAGGCAAUAAGAUGCGAGCCACCUGUAAGAGGAGUGUUGGACUGUUUCUGGUUAGUGGACUUCUGCUUUGUUCCCUGUUUUAUGUGUGGAGUCCUGGGAACAGCCCCAGUGCUGACAUCCGGCCAAAACUGUGGAGUCCAUUAAAUGCACACCUCUACGGGAAAAUCCAAAACAUCGCUAACGGAUAUAAUGAUAUUCCCUACAACAUUAAAGAGGAUGUCGCAUGUCGAUUGGCUCAAAACGCAUGUGUGUGUCUGGCCGAUAAGGAGACUGUUCACCUGCCGUUCUCCAAUCUGCUAUGGCCUCGUGCGUGGGCACACAACAUCAGUAUGGCGUUCUUAGAGUCCCAUCCUGACCCUGAAGGUGUCAAGCAGCACAGAGCUCAAGAGUACCGCAGCUUUCAAAGGAGGUCCUAUGAUCCUGCAGAUGUGCUUGUUGUAGCCGAGGCCAUGAGUCCUCUGCAGUAUCCAACCCAGGGUGUGAAGGUGCGACCCCUCAAAACCAUCAUCAUUCCUGGUCUGGGCCUCAGAGAAGAAACCAGAUUAAACCACGUGGUAUCUUUGACAGCAACACUGGGGACUUUUGACGUUGCUGCUACAGUUCACAGGGUCUCUUUGGAGGGAGUGGGAGAGAACCACAUGAUUCUGUCGAGUCCUCGCCUCUCUGCUUUGAACAGACAGCUGCAGUUUGUCACCUACACUAACACUGUGUUCCAUCCCAAAACAGCAGACACAAUUGUGUUUGCAACUCAAGGUCACCAGGCGUUUUUCAACAUCCGAGUCGGACACGGAACAGUCCCGACACUUUACAACUUUAGUCACCAAAAAGAAUACAAUAUUAGUGCUCUCGUUACGAUCGCCACCAAGACCUUUCUGCGCUACGACAAACUCAAAGAUCUCAUCGACAGCAUACGGCAGUUUUACCCCACCGUCACCAUAGUGAUCGCAGAUGAUAAUGAACACCCUCAGCCAGUGACCGGGCCUCACAUUGAACAUUACAUCAUGCCGUUUGGAAAGGGUUGGUUUGCAGGAAGAAACCUGGCAGUGUCUCAAGUCACCACCAAGUAUGUGCUCUGGGCGGAUGAUGAUUUCCUCUUCACUGCAAACACCAAGCUGGAAAGGAUGGUGGACAUCCUGGAGAAGACCACGCUGGAUAUGGUUGGAGGUGCAGUCAGAGAGGUGACCGGUUACACUGCCACAUACCGUCACACCAUUUCAGUGGAUGAAGGGGGAGAGGAGGGGGACUGCUUACACAUCAGAAAUGGCUACCAUCAUGUCAUUGAGGGUUUUCCUAACUGUGUGGUCGCUGAUGCCGUCAUCAACUUCUUCAUGGGGAGGACGGACAAGAUGCAACAGGUGGGAUUCAACCCCCGCCUGGCACGUCAAGGUCAUCUGGAGUUCUUCAUCGACGCUCUGGGCGUCCUCCACAUCGGCUCGUGUAGUGACAUCAUAGUAAGCCACGCGUCAAAGAUCAAACUACCCUGGACUAAAACAGACUCACAAAAGGCUUAUGACAAAUUCCGCUACACGUACUCCAGCUCCGAUAAGUACCUCCACAAUGAAAUCUUCUACUUCAAAAACAGGUUCAAGUGCAUGACCAGUCACUGAAGCCUGGAGUCCCUCGUCUGGCUGCUGCCUCAACGUGAGGGAGGUCGAGACUUGUUGUUGUUUUUAGGUAAAAAGGAGAAUUCAGGAAUUAGUUUUUGGUAUUCUUGACAGUUUUUGCUGCUUCAGCAUUUACUGCUCGAAAAAGUUAUGUGGAAUUUAUUUCUUCUUUUAAUAAAGACAGGAAAGCCAAAGUAAACAUCUCCACAAGUUCACUCAGUUAUCUCGUUUCUUUUUUUUUGUUUUCUGAUUUUUUCUUCCAUAGCUUCUGUUUGAGUAAAUCCCCUUUCUUAAGUUCUGUAUGAACUGUGCCUUAAAAAGGGUUUUAAAAAACUUUUCUUGCACACAGUUAAAUAUCAUAGUUUCCUCCAGGUUCUGACCCUUCAUGAUGUUAUCUACAUCAUGACUCAGUAGUCGUUAAUCUUUAGGCUUGGCUCUUCUCUUUAUCUUCAGGGAUGUAAAUGCACUUCAACUACUGGAGUUGCAUAAACAUUUCAACUUGAAUGCACAUGUAAUCUUUGUCGUUGUCAAGGUGCAGAGUUGUCUUUUUGUGCUCUCUGACAACUUGACAAGCAAUGUCAAUGGGCUUUCAUUACCAGCUCAGGUAGUAUACUGAUUAGGACCAUAUGACCAUAGGAACAUGUAUUCCUAGGUUUUUGAAUGACUCCUCAUUGUAAAGUGACAAAGUGAUCGUGAACUUGUCUUGUUGUGUGUUUUGGCAUCAUAAGUUACACUGUUGUACAGUUGUUUGCCGUUUUUAUUGAGCUUUUGAAAGCUUUAUAUCUUUUGUACUGCUCUCAAUAUUUAAUAAAAAACAAUGGAAGUCAA